Messenger RNA from Ostrea edulis (European flat oyster), 2107 nucleotides. RefSeq names its product A disintegrin and metalloproteinase with thrombospondin motifs 1-like. Gene Ontology annotation, cellular component: extracellular matrix. Gene Ontology annotation, biological process: proteolysis; extracellular matrix organization. NCBI's taxonomy places the organism in Eukaryota, Metazoa, Mollusca, Bivalvia, Ostreida, Ostreidae. The record is from RefSeq and is a predicted model, not a curated record. Gene Ontology annotation, molecular function: metalloendopeptidase activity. The transcript has 18 exons. Bases 56 to 2071 code for a protein of 671 amino acids.
AACAAAAGUUCACAGAAGACGGCGUUCCACGCACUCCAGAAAUGUAGUGGUCGAGAUGGCGGUGUACACCGACAGCAAAUACACAGAACGGUUCCUACCCAAAGACGUGGUCAAGAGAGUAGAAUUGAUGAUCUUGAAAUAUAAUGGGGUACAAAUGGAAUGGUCACGCUCCAGUGAACUGGGUUACAACGUCAAAAUUCAGAUUAAACAUAUCGGCUUUAUGGAUAAAAAUCCGUUGUUUUACAACAUGUCGUCCGUCAUUGGUCAGUCGUUGAGCACUUUCUGUGCUGGGAUGAAAAACAACCCUGUUGCUUAUGAUCUCAUCUUUCUUCACACAGGAAUGAACACGGAUGUCUUAGGAAGAGCAUAUCAGUCCAGUGCCUGCAAUCCAUCGUACCGUUGUGCAGUGGAGAGUUCUAGCUCCAUCUUGGAGUACAAGGCCACUACUCAUGAAAUAGGACAUAGUCUUGGAAUGUACCAUGAUCACUCAAGGGGGUGUACCGGAAAUGAUGUAGGUCUCAUGGGAGGAUAUGGAGCCGGAUGGAGUUCAUGUAGUAUCAAAGAUUUUAAUUCAUUUUUACAAAGCAGCAGUGCUCAAUGUCUAUUCAAAGAAGACGUGACUGUUUCUGAUGGUACCGGAUAUGGGCACUUAACACCGUCCUUAAUAGGCCAGCGAUACAGUCUAGACGAAGUCUGUGAAAAUAUGUAUGGUCCUAACUUCCAUUUCCGGACAUUUCCUUAUCUAGGGAACUGCGAGCAGUACAGCUGUGUAAACUUCAACCCAGGAUGCCUGUUUGGGCAGAUGUUUACCCACUAUGCAGAUAUUCCAGGUUCAUACUGCGGGGCUGGCAAGAUCUGUUUCAAGCGGAAAUGUGUUCCUUUUGCUGAAGCGCGUCAAACACCGGGUGUGGUUAGGCCAGGGGGAUGGGGUCCAUGGACUGCGUGGUACCCCUGCUCUAGGAGUUGUGGGACAGGGCUUACUUACAGGAGGCGGUUUUGUAACAAUCCAAGCCCUCUGAAUCACCCAGACUGUGCCAGAGAUGAUGGCUACGAAGCUCGGACAUGUAACCCACAGCCCUGUCCAUUCGACAAUUCAAACACUAACGCUCUCAUAAAUCAGAGGGCAUCUGAAGCUUGCAAAAGAUUGUCACGGAAUGGUGCGUUCGAUUCCCUGUUAUAUACUUAUGCUGGAAGGGUAUUCAAUCCACAUGCUCAUGGAAAGUGCGAGAUUCUUUGCGCUCCCGUGGCCGGGCACAAAACACCUGCGUUUACCAGAUUUGGUUUGAUGCCACAAGGAACGCCCUGUCCUGGAAUGCUGGAUAAGAUGGACAUCAAUGACUGGCCUCGUAGACAAGGUUACAGCGCCCGGUGUUUAGACGGCUACUGCAAGAAAUUUGGUUGCGAUGGUGUGUUAAAUGGAGGUACUUUUGAUGAAUGUGGUGUCUGUAAUGGAGAUGGAUCAUCAUGUGACGUCGUAAAGGGUACAUUUACGGAGUUAUCUACCAAAGGUUCUAGGAAAGUCAUUACAGAAAUACCAGUCGGAGCCUAUAACAUACAGUUUGAGUUUGGAUAUUAUACAAUGAAGCAGAACUUUCUAGAAAUGUACACCAAAGAUGAUGCUGUCGUUCUGGCUAGUUUUAUUCCAAGCAGCUGGAUAUUUUGGGCAACGGAAAACCCUGUCACCUUCGCUGGCACUUAUUGGUACUAUACAUACUACCAUUCAUAUCUCUACGCAAAAGGGCCAUUAACUGAACCAGCCAUCAUGAAGAUUUUCCAGAGGGGAGAUUUUGAUAAUACGGGAAUUCACUUUGUCUAUUCUCUUCCAAAGUCUGUGAAGAAUUGUCAAGGGCAGUGCUCUAAUGGAGGAACGUUUAAUACAAAACUGUGUGCUUGUAAUUGCGCCAGUGGAUUCUAUGGAAUUGACUGCAGCAGUCGAUGCAACACCUUCUGCUACAAUGGCGCAACAGUGGAUCAGUCCAACUGCGCAUGUCAGUGCAAUGACAAUCAGGCCGGAAGUCUUUGUAAAUGUGCGCCAGGGUACACUGGAAAAAAUUGCACAAUACAUACCUAAAUGUUCCUUGUGUGUGCAAUAUCAAUAAACUAAAUU